Messenger RNA from Ruditapes philippinarum (Manila clam), 589 nucleotides. Its product is annotated as beta-1,3-glucan-binding protein-like. The record is from RefSeq and is a predicted model, not a curated record. Bases 207 to 512 code for a protein of 101 amino acids. The transcript is spliced from 3 exons. Lineage: Eukaryota; Metazoa; Mollusca; Bivalvia; Venerida; Veneridae.
GGUUGGUUAGUUGGUUAGUAAGAUAGUUACUAGUUGUUAGUUUGUUAGUUUAAAUAAUAGAAUAUUUACCUUAUGACUUUUACAGACUGGCAUCGUCAGGAAACUACGGAGAUUCCUUCCACAAGUACGUUCUUAUCUGGGACGAGGAUCAUAUCAGUAUUUCAAUCGACGAUACAGAAGUGUUGAAUGUGACACCACAGACAAACAUGUGGCAAUUCGGAGAGCUCGAUAAAGAUGGUGUAGAAAAUCCAUGGGCUGCUGGAACCAAAAUGGCUCCCUUUGAUCAAGAGUUUUUCCUUAUCAUGAAUGUGGCUAUAGGAGGAACGGGUUUUUUCCCCGAUAAAUUCGUCAGUCCUACGGGAAAACCAUGGCAAGAUAAAUCUGAAUUCACAGCACGUGAUUUCUGGAACGCACGUGGUCAAUGGUACCCAACAUGGAACGCGGACAAAAAUAACGGAGAAGAUGCCGCUAUGCAAGUUGAUUACAUCCGAGUUUGGAAGCUUAAACCAUAAAAUGAACAUUAGAAUAUUCUUUAUAAAUAGAUCUUCAUACAAAAUGUUACAAUUUUAAAUAAAAGGUACAUACCGAU